CACAUCACAGACACCAACUACUACUAAUUCUUCUCUCCCAAUUACUUGCUUUUUUUAGAAAUACCCAAAAUUUUUUGAAACCUGCAGCCCAGCAGGUGUAGGGGUCUAAAUUCCCAAUCCCUCUCCAUCAGAGGCCGCGGGCGACUGCGCAUCACAAGAGCAGAACCAAAUACCCACACAGCUCUGGUUCCUUGUUUGACGCCGGCCACAUCACCUCUAAUUAUUAGGAUGAGGGAAAGGAAAUCGGUGAAGCUGAAUCUCCAACAGCAGCAGCAGCAUCAGAAUGGUCACUUGUCUCCGUUUAAAUUGGCGAAGCUUUUAGAUCCUGAUGCUUCCUGGGACAAGGAUCAGCUUGGGGACGUACUUCACUGGAUUAGACAAGCAUUGGCUCUUGUGUGUGGAUUACUAUGGGGUGCAAUUCCUUUAGUUGGGGGCAUCUGGUUUCUCCUGUUUGUGGCGUUAUCCACUGGGAUUAUCUAUGCAUAUUACGCUGUUGUACUAAAAAUUGAUGAAGAAGAGUUUGGAGGUCACGGAGCGCUCCUUCAAGAGGGGCUAUUUGCUUCGAUAUGCCUCUUUUUGCUUGCAUGGAUUCUAGUAUACAGUUUGGCGCACUUUUGAGUGGCUCUAUUCUAGACCUGGACCAGCAGUUUAAUCUCUCUUCAAUACAAAAAUGGUAAUUGGGUCCUAUAGUUUUGAUGUUAAGCUGUGAAAUUUCCUUGCCGUUUUAGCUCAUCCUGAAAUGCUGAAAACUUUGGUGUAUUUGUGGCUCUCUCUCUCUCUCUCUCUCUCUCUCUUCAGUGUGUUUUAUUGGCUUGCAAAUGCAGGGAUAGGCUUAUCCUCCAUGUCUCUAUUUGAUCUUUUUCUUUUCCGGAUCUUGUUUCUUUUUGUUCAGCUUUUGAGGUACAAUUUUUGUAGCACAUUACGUAGCAUCACGAAUGAGACCUCUUGUUCGCCCUCAAUAAAACACUAGUAAUUUUCUUUCUCAUUCUUUAGCAAACUAGUGACACAACUGGAACCCAGUGACUCCAGUCCUAUCCACCGCUGGCAUUCAAAAAUUCGCCUAUCAUUGGUUUUGGAUGGAUUGAAUGUGUUGCACCUGAACCAUCCACAACUUUUCACUAGGCAA
Molecule: messenger RNA, 1126 nt
Organism: Sesamum indicum (sesame)
Lineage: Eukaryota; Viridiplantae; Streptophyta; Magnoliopsida; Lamiales; Pedaliaceae
Source: RefSeq, a predicted model, not a curated record